Alternaria novae-zelandiae is the source of this 1770-nucleotide messenger RNA. RefSeq lists its product as uncharacterized. The transcript has 7 exons. The record is from RefSeq and is a predicted model, not a curated record. The coding region runs from base 1 to 1770 and encodes 589 amino acids. Lineage: Eukaryota; Fungi; Ascomycota; Dothideomycetes; Pleosporales; Pleosporaceae. Gene Ontology annotation, cellular component: small-subunit processome; nucleolus.
AUGCCCGAUAAUCGCACACCCGCUGCAGCUCAACAGCUCAUGGGCGCUUUCCAAGCUGCCAUCUCGAGCCUUCCGGCUCCCAUAGAUCGAUCCAGAAUUGCCAUCGGGGACUUUGCGCUGUUCGAGAAACUGUUAGGGUGCACUGCUCUCCUCACAGAAGGGCUGCUCUCAGCUGCAGUGUCAUUCAAGCAUCCAACGCGGUUGGUACAUCCGCUUGGACCAGGGCCGUCGGGCCCGAAGAAGAAACUAAUAGUCUUUUCGCGAGAGACAAGGAACCAUAUCGACAUGCGCACUGUAUUGCUGGAGAGUCUGGUGUAUGCUCUACGUUGGGUCGGGUUCUCAUACAGUGUCUUUGAUGAGAUUAUGUGCGUUCACAUAAAGAACAUGGAUUCUCUACACGACAUACCUUCCAAUCCACAAGGGCCACUGGGCUUCAAAUUCUUGCCUCUCUUCAUCUGCCUCGGUCGUCAAGCCCCAAACACGGACAUCGACAUGUUAGUCCGAGGUUACGACGGCCUCUCAACCGCGCUAUGUGGUCUGCGGAACUUCCUUCAUCGAUGGUCCACGCAAGCUUUACUCCGCUUCACCUUCUUCUUUUUCCAGCGACGGGUUGGCCUUGCGCAGAAUAUCGUGGACCACUUCGAAUCUUGGUACCGAAUAGGAGGCAACUUCAUUAAUAACGCCCGUACUCUCCAUCCAGGCGAUGCCUUACGCCUAGGCCAAGCGACUCAAGCUAGUAACAUGGGUGCCCAAGUCGAGACAGCGAUGAGAGCACGCGUCCAUCCUCCUUUUACGGGCCAAGAAUACCUCCAGCUGUGUGUUGCGGUACCCGGUACACCACAAGAGCGACAGCGAAGUGCUUGUCUUCAAAUGCUAUACGUCUUGAUGCAGCUGAAUAUCAACAAAAGCAAUGCCGCCUAUUACAACCACAACCGCAACUCGUUUGCCUUCACGCAGAUGGUGGUAGCGGACAAGAAGCUACUCGGUGAUAAUGGGGAGCUUAAAGGCAAGAUAAGCCUAGCGGCGGCUUCGCUGAAGUGGAACAUAAAAGGCAAGAAGACUAAAGAGAUUAAGUUUAAGAGCGAAGGAGAGAGGCUAGAGGCGCUUAAGAAGUACUUUAGAAUAAGUAAAUCUACAAAAGGCCUUCACACAUCGACUAAGUUUGCGCGCGAACGGACGAGCCCUGCACUCAGCAACUAUGGGAGUCCAGAAGAAGACGCGCAAGUUUGCGCAAACCAAGAGGAUAGUCGUAAGAAGAACCAAAUGGCCGGCGAGCUAGAAGCAAAGAAGAAAGAGGAAGAAAACAAGGCAAAGCGAGAAAUCCCCCAAGUCUCCUCCGCCCUCUUCUUCCAAGCCAACACCGCCCUCGGCCCCCCCUACUCCGUCCUCGUCGACACAAACUUCCUCUCGCACACCGUACACGCCAAGCUGGAGCUCGACAAAGCGCUCAUGGACCUUCUCUACGCCAAAGCCACACCCAUAAUAACCACCUGCGUAAUGGCGGAGCUCGAGAAACUCGGUCCAAAAUACCGCAUCGCGCUGCGCAUAGCGCGCGACGAGCGCUGGCAGCGGCUCAAGUGCGAGCACAAGGGCACGUAUGCGGACGACUGUAUUGUGGAUCGCGUGCAGAAGCAUAGGAUUUACCUUGUUGCGACGAAUGAUCGGGAUCUUAAGAGGAGGAUUAGGAAGAUUCCUGGUGUGCCGAUUGUGAGUGUGGCGAAGGGGAAGUAUGUUAUUGAGAGGUUGCCGGAUGUGCCUGAUAGUCAUUAG